Messenger RNA from Papilio machaon (common yellow swallowtail), 665 nucleotides. It is a transcript of the gene AP-2sigma, whose product is annotated as AP-2 complex subunit sigma. The record is from RefSeq and is a predicted model, not a curated record. Gene Ontology annotation, biological process: intracellular protein transport; clathrin-dependent endocytosis. Gene Ontology annotation, molecular function: clathrin-cargo adaptor activity. Lineage: Eukaryota; Metazoa; Arthropoda; Insecta; Lepidoptera; Papilionidae. Gene Ontology annotation, cellular component: membrane coat; AP-2 adaptor complex; intracellular membrane-bounded organelle. The transcript is spliced from 4 exons. Bases 79 to 507 code for a protein of 142 amino acids.
GCGUCAACGUCAAAAAUCAAAUUAAAAGGAGGCGUAUUCUUAUAAAUUAGAAUUGUACAUUUUCAAUAUCUUGUAACAAUGAUUCGUUUCAUCCUUAUUCAAAAUCGUGCUGGUAAGACACGUCUUGCUAAAUGGUAUAUGAAUUUUGACGAUGAUGAAAAACAGAAAUUAAUUGAAGAAGUACACGCAGUUGUUACUGUACGCGAUGCGAAACAUACCAAUUUCGUUGAGUUUCGUAACUUCAAAAUAGUGUACAGAAGAUAUGCAGGUCUAUAUUUCUGCAUUUGUGUGGAUGUAAAUGACAACAACCUUUGUUAUCUGGAGGCAAUACACAACUUUGUGGAGGUACUCAAUGAAUACUUCCAUAAUGUAUGUGAAUUGGAUUUAGUAUUCAACUUUUUCAAGGUAUACACAGUUGUAGAUGAGAUGUUCUUAGCGGGAGAGAUCAGAGAAACAUCUCAGACAAAGGUCUUAAAACAGCUACUGAUGUUAAACUCUCUAGAGUAAGCAUUUAUAAGGCUUUGAGGUUUAUGUUAAUGCUUGUAAGCUUAUAUAAGUAAAUGUUUAGAAGUUUUGCAAAUGUUACAUUAUUGUGAGUUUUCAUUGGCAACAAAGUUGUAGGCAAACAUGUUUGUUUUUUCAAAUAAUGUGAUUAAGAUUGAGUU